This is a messenger RNA of Schistosoma mattheei, 672 nucleotides long. Lineage: Eukaryota; Metazoa; Platyhelminthes; Trematoda; Strigeidida; Schistosomatidae. The record is from the annotation of a GenBank genome assembly.
AUGAUGAUGAUGAUGAUGAUGAUGAUGAUGAUGAUGAUGAUGAUGAUGAUGAUGAUGAUGAUGAUGAUGAUGAUGAUGAUGAUGAUGAUGAUGAUGAUGAUGAUGAUGAUGAUGAUGAUGAUGAUGAUGAUGAUGAUGAUGAUGAUGAUGAUGAUGAUGAUGAUGAUGAUGAUGAUGAUGAUGAUGAUGAUGAUGAUGAUGAUGAUGAUGAUGAUGAUGAUGAUGAUGAUGAUGAUGAUGAUGAUGAUGAUGAUGAUGAUGAUGAUGAUGAUGAUGAUGAUGAUGAUGAUGAUGAUGAUGAUGAUGAUGAUGAUGAUGAUGAUGAUGAUGAUGAUGAUGAUGAUGAUGAUGAUGAUGAUGAUGAUGAUGAUGAUGAUGAUGAUGAUGAUGAUGAUGAUGAUGAUGAUGAUGAUGAUGAUGAUGAUGAUGAUGAUGAUGAUGAUGAUGAUGAUGAUGAUGAUGAUGAUGAUGAUGAUGAUGAUGAUGAUGAUGAUGAUGAUGAUGAUGAUGAUGAUGAUGAUGAUGAUGAUGAUGAUGAUGAUGAUGAUGAUGAUGAUGAUGAUGAUGAUGAUGAUGAUGAUGAUGAUGAUGAUGAUGAUGAUGAUGAUGAUGAUGAUGAUGAUGAUGAUGAUGAUGAUGAUGAUGAUGAUGAUGAUGAUGAUGAUGAUGUAA